Messenger RNA from Dunckerocampus dactyliophorus (ringed pipefish), 6071 nucleotides. Its product is annotated as sodium/potassium/calcium exchanger 3-like. The record is from RefSeq and is a predicted model, not a curated record. Gene Ontology annotation, biological process: intracellular calcium ion homeostasis; calcium ion transmembrane transport. The transcript has 18 exons. Gene Ontology annotation, molecular function: calcium channel activity; calcium, potassium:sodium antiporter activity. Lineage: Eukaryota; Metazoa; Chordata; Actinopteri; Syngnathiformes; Syngnathidae. Bases 182 to 2140 code for a protein of 652 amino acids. Gene Ontology annotation, cellular component: membrane.
GCAGAGGAAAGAGAAGACACGCUUUAAGGGACCCUCAGAGACCGGCAGGGAGAAGGGUGCCUUGCGUUCCCGACAGGACACCAAUGCCAGCAGCGGUGCAGAGGGUGACGUGUCUUCAGAGAGAGAGACCUAGUUCUCCUGGUUGGCGAGACCACACUGGAACGUCACAGAAACAACACGCAUGGACGUGCUAGCCGGGCAAGGGAUGUCUCUGGCGGGUAUCCGACAACGGAGUCGUCCGGUGACCCAUAAGAAGGUGAAAGCGAGGAGGAAAAGGCGUAAGGAGUUUCUUCUGAUCCAGAUAUGUUUGUUCGCCGGCUUGCUUGUCGUCGUCAAGGGAUGCUACUUCCUGGCAGGUGAUUCAGGUGUUGUGUCCAGCCACAGCACCGAUGCGCAGCAGCGAUGGAAGGCACGCAGGCUGCUGCAGGACACGGACAACAGCAGCUCAGCAGACACGGCGAUGGAAAGGAAUUGCACUUCUCCAGCUUUGCACGAGUUCCCCUCAGACGUGUUCACUAACCAAGAGAGAACAGAAGGAGCGGUGGCCUUGCAUGUCCUGUGUACCAUUUACAUGUUCUGUGCUCUAGCUUUGGUCUGUGAUGACUACUUUGUCCCCUCCCUGGAGAAGAUAUGUGAGCGUCUACAGCUUAGUGAGGAUGUGGCAGGUGCAACCUUCAUGGCCGCUGGCAGCUCAGCUCCCGAGCUCUUCACGUCCAUCAUAGGGGUGUUCAUUACCAAAGGUGAUGUUGGUGUGGGGACCAUCGUGGGCUCCGCCGUCUUCAACAUACUCUGCAUUAUUGGUGUGUGCGGCUUCUUUGCGGGACAGGCUGUGAAGCUCUCUCACUGGGCCCUCCUUCGAGAUUCUGUGUACUAUACCUUUUCUGUUAUCACCCUCAUUGCGUUCAUCUACGAUGAGAAGGUGUGCUGGUGGGAGUCUCUCGUCCUGGUUCUGAUGUACGCCAUCUACAUCCUCAUCAUGAAGUUUAACAGCAGGGUUCAGUGUUACCUCAGCCACCGUACGAAGAGCUCUGUGAAGCUGGUCAAUGGCUUAGCAGGAAGCACUGACCUGGCAGAUGUGACUUGUGAUGCGACAGCAGUCCUGCUCAAGACGGCUAACUUCCAACGCACGCCGUCUGUGCUGAUGGUGGAUGAGCUUCUGUCCGCAUACCCGCACCAACUGACUUUCUCCGAAGCUGGCAUGAGGAUCAUGAUCACCAGCCAUUUCAUGCCGAGGACCCGCCUCACCAUGGCAUCCCGGAUGCUUAUCAAUGAGAGACAAAGACUGAUCAACACCACAGAGACUCGAGUCAACUGCAUCACCAACGGUGACUCUGAUUCGGCAGCCCAAGGAAGGUGGGGCUUGGAGAACGGGGUCAGCAGCGCCGAGCCAGGGCUUAACGGGAGGUGCGCACUCAAGCGACUGGCAAUGGAAAAUGAAACCAAGGGUAAUGAGAACAAUGAGAAUGACGGAGGAGGAGAGGGAGAUGAUUGGAACGAAGGACCGCUGGUGCCUUUCAGAGCUCCAGCGGGUGUGUGCAACAAGCUAAAGUGGUUAACCAUGUGGCCAUUGUCCUUGCUUCUGUUCUUCACCGUGCCCAACUGUGCCGAACGCCGCUGGGAGAACUGGUUUUUGGUUUCCUUCUUCACUGCGACCGUCUGGAUUGCUGGUCUCUCCUACAUCAUGGUCUGGAUGGUGACUGUGAUUGGCUUUACUCUUGGCAUCCCUGAUGUCAUCAUGGGCAUCACCUUCCUGGCAGCAGGCACCAGUGUCCCGGACUGCAUGGCCAGUGUUAUAGUUGCUCGUCAGGGUCUGGGAGACAUGGCCAUCUCCAACUCCAUAGGCAGCAAUGUGUUCGACAUCCUGGUGGGUCUGGGCCUGCCCUGGGCACUGCAAACACUCUGCAUCGACUACGGCUCCAACGUCCAUCUGAACAGCAGGGGACUCAUCUUCUCUGUUGGACUCCUACUGGCCUCAGUCUUCUUGGCAGUCCUGGGAGUCCAUUUGAACAAGUGGACUCUGGACUGGAAAUUGGGCCUGGUGUGCCUGGUGAUGUACGCCGUCUUUCUCUCUUUCUCUAUCCUCAUCGAGUUCAACGUCUUCAUCUUUGUCAACCUUCCCAUGUGCCAAGACAUCCACUGACAUGCCGGCUUUCACUCCUCUGUGGAAGGGAGGAGGGAACCUCACCCUGCUUUCUUUGUCUUGCCGCCGUCAGACGAAGUCACACCUUCUCCUCUGAGGAAGACUGUGUUGCAAGGCAUUUAUGGAUGAUGUCAUGCAUGCCGAAGAGGACAAGGACUUUUGGGGGAACUGCACAGGGAGCGUAAAAAGCAGCAGAGAUUACUUAUUUUAAUUGCACCAAAGGUUUGGCAGAACUGGACUUAACUGUUCUUGUGUUGGUGAAGAAGCUCGACUGGACCUGAACUGAUAUUUCCCAGUCUGGAUUCUUACUCUUUUGAACAGGUUUGAUAUUUCCAUCCACACAUGCACAUGAAAGCACCUCAUUAGGCAUUGCUGGAUACAAAACAUGUCUCUGGAUGCAUUCCAAGCAAAAGUAGCAGGGAUACUCUUAUGCACAGACUGAUAGGUACACAUUUUGGUAUCGGUCCGACACCAAGUAAAUACAAGGCCAGUAUUGCAGGUACCGAUAAUGAUACUUUUUACUGAAACAUUUUCAAGAUCAUUGAGUGAUUUUGCCUUUUAAUUUGUUGAUCAUAAUUCCAUUUUUAAUACAACGCAGGACAAAGAUUUUAGGCAAAGGGUAAAUAUUUUUUAGCAACGAACCUUGUUGGUGAACAAUAAAGCAAUGCAGUGGAUCCCAGCACAGUCGCAAUUUCAGGUUUUGUGACCCCCACAAAUUUGCGGGUUUUUGAUCCAAAUGUUUUUCCGAAAAUAACCUGUUUUUAAAUGAAUCCAUUCAUUUAUAUUUUUAUUAUGUUUAUUAUUAUUAUAGUUAUGUAUUGCUUGUUAUUUAUUAUUAUUAUUAUUGUUAUUAUUUGAUUAUUUAUUUCGGGGGUGUCAAAGUCGUUUUCUUUGAGGGCCACAUCACAGUUACGGCUGACACUUGUAGAUGUCAAUAUCCUGUGUAUAUACAGUCAAACCUGUCAUAGCGGCCACCUUUAUAGAACGGCCACCUGCCUAUAGCAGCCACUGAAAAAUCCCCCCCAGCAAAUGUACAUGUUAUAGACCCUGUGUAUAGCAGUCACCUGUCCAACGCGGCCAGCGGCCACCCAUUUUGUCUCCCUUGGUCAAUAUCUGACCGCAUAUAGCGGCCAAAUUACCAACUCAAGUAGAAGCUUCAUGCACGAAAAAGUUUUGUUUUUCAGUCAAUGAAGCCGUCGUGUGUAGACUUUAAUUACUGAGUCCUAGCUCAGUCACAAUCAUUCACAAGAUCCACACAAACUGUCAGUUGUUCCACAUAAAAAAGCCGUCUUCUUUUGAGCUUGCUAUUUCCUGGUCAAACAUGUAACUUUAAGAGCAUUUGCACCAAAACAUUACCGCAAAGUAGGCUGGGAACAGGACGUGCUCCCAGCGACGCUACAAUACAAUAUAAUACUGCCUGCACGCUAAAACCACAAUAUGUUUUUAAAAAGCAGCGGGAGCAAAACUGAGUUGGGUUGUACUUAAUUGAAGUAUUUUAGAAUGUACUCACGUUAUUUUUGAUCAAUCCUCAUCCACAAAUCCAUCAAAGUCCUCAUCUUCUGUAUUCGACACAAACAAAGCCGUCUUCUUUUCCGUUCGCUACUAGUCUGUUAACUUGUCAGUGUUAUUCAGCUCCGAAGCAAAGAAGGAAACUUCUCCUGUUGCUUCUGCCAACUUUAUUUAUUGAACGCGGCCACCAGACAGCAGCUCAGAACACACACACAUCUCUCAGCAUCGUCUCUCCUUCCUGCUUGCCCACAAGGCAAAGGUUAAACAAGCCCCACUACAUAGCUGUCCAGCCAAUGCCUGUAAGAAAUGACACCGUUUAUUUCCUGGUGUGCACUGGUCAAUACUGUAAUGCCGCUUGUUGUGGGGAAGGAGAGACUCACGUCGCCGAUGCACUUUAAUGGCUUUAUUAACAGCGGAGAACACUGCAGGACUUUACAUCCACGCCAACAUAAACACACUUCCCAACUCUCUCCAAACUCACAGCUAGCACUGAGCUUAGCUCUCCUGCUCGGGACGCCCACCGUCACUUCCCGUCACUUCCUGAUGAACUAAAGCUGUAAUGACACUCUGCCGUAUAAAAAGUAAAAUAUAAAAAACAAGCGUAAGACAUUACUAGCACAGCUUUGUUCUGUGGGUGGUGGAUAUAUUCUAUCAGUUAUUAUUAAGCCUCUAGCUUCCUUUUAGUAAGUAAAAACCUUGGCUAUGAUUGCACUACAUUGUCAUGUAGACCUACAAAGUACACUUGGAAGAACAAGAGGUGAAUAAAUGUAUUGCAACUGAUGUGAAACUGAUGAGGGGUAGGAUUAAAUAAGCUUUGCUUCUUCCUACUUCUUUUUGGACAUGCAAAAUUGUGAAUUGUACUAUGUGAUGUGCUACUGUUUGACUCAUAUGCAUGUUCAGGAUUAAAACCAUGAACCAUGAUAAUAACAAGCCAAGUAGUGCUGUACAACUUUUAUCCGCAGUCCGCAGUGCCCUCUACUGGUUAACAUAACCUGGAUUGUAUCACGGGCGAACAAUGGCAAUUGAAGAGAGAAGGGGAGGGAGUGAUGUAAUAAUGACAUCUACCCCUAUUAGUUGGCCAUUCAUUGUCAGUGAUAAUGUUUUACUUGAGCACAGUUUGGUGGUCUCUCCCUGGUUCAUGUGAAGACAUAGCGUGCACUACGAGGCACAGCACAGCUCCAGCUUUGCACUUUGCAUGUGUGUUGAAUAUUCAUAUGUACUGUGGCGUCACAUUGGAUGAACUCUACGUGUACAGCAACUGGCAUCUCAUGCUGGCACGUUAGUCACCGGAUGUUCGUUAUUCUGUCGCUGGCAGCAUAAACUGGAACGGUGUUGCGCCUUAUUGUGUAAAAUUGCAGCCGUUUCUUUUUCUGUUACGUGAAACAACAGUUUCAGGAGUCCCUCUAGGUGUCGCUAAUGUUAUACAGAUGAGGCAAUUGAUUCACACGUUUUCAAAUGACCAGAAUGAUUAUUAUUUUAACAUUAUCAGAUGAGAUUCUUUUCUUGGUCAUAGUUGUAGAAAAAAAAGCUGCUAAGUUAAAACGCUGCUCUAAAUAGUAAUAAUAAUAUAUCAUGAAAUACAAAUGUGUCAUUAAUUGUAAUAACAAUCAUUGUAAUCAAUUGUAGUAAUGAUAACUGAUGGUAACUUACCUAGGUAGCGGUUUGGCCGAUGCGGCUAUGAAUCCAGCAGGGGGCGCCAUUGCACGAGUCAAUCUACUCAACAUUUUCCAGCAGGAAGAUGCUCUGACAAGGCGUGAUGUUGUGUAACUGCACGCUUUGUUAGUACAACACUGCGUAUUGUAUGCCUGUAAUUGUUUCCUAAUGUGUAAAACUGAAUUAUGCCGCUUAGAGUGUCAAACAUGUUAUAAAAUAUAUGAAUGGCAGCUUUUCACCAUUCACAGGGAUCUGCUGUACGUCCUCAUUGUGAACCGGUGCGGCCAAAUUCAGAUUUGCUCUGGUCGUCUUUGAGAGAAGACGCGCAUGCUUCUGUUUUCAAUUCUGUUGAUUUUGUGUUAUUUCUAUGCAUUUCCUAAAUGCAAAGGCACUGUUGUGGUUAAUGUGUACAUUUCAAAGGGAGGUGCUGUGAUAAUAAGAAGCAGCUAAGCUAUAUUUUCCGUGUUUUCAAUGCAGUUCUACAGUUAUAGUUACAUGUUGUUAAAGCUCAUUGUAGUUCCACACUUUGGUGGCACACGUUUAUAACCAGAGUGACAAGAUCCAAAAGUCUUCCUGCAAUAAACAGAGUUGCAUACACUUGAACCACUGAAGUUGGGUUUUAUUGAAUGUUACUUGCAGUUCUUUGUGAAGAAAGACCUCUGACAAUCAAGCAUGGGAAUUUGACAUUUCUUACAAGAAGGAAGUUUUUUCAUAAUUUUGAAAAUAUUAAAAAUAAACAAUGUUUCAAGCUUGGCAUUUAUGUGUGGAG